AUGGGAGAGCAUGCUGCCACUAAUCCAAGAAUACAAGAAUUGAGUGAGAGUGAUUAUGUGCAAAGCAAUCAAAAUCAGCCCUAUCACGGUUCACUGAAAAGAGGUUCAAUAUCUGAUUCAAGUGUGUCAACAGCUACAGCAAUUGGUACACCACAAUUAAGAUCAGUGAAUAAUGAUGAUAAUGUCUCAGUAAGAUCAGCAUCAAUAUAUUCUCAACCAAGUACUAGUGACCCAUUAUCAAGAAAUAACUCAAAAAAUCAUGCCACGAAUGAAUUAGCAAACAAUGGAGUAUAUGGUGACUCAAGAUUUCUUGGAAAUAAUCAUAUGAUUUAUCCAUCUUCGCAUCAAGCAAAUUCACUUCAACAGGAUGUUUAUAAUGAUUAUAAUAAUUAUCAUUAUCCAUCACAAAACCAAUCAUAUUACAAUGAUCAGGAAGCAACAAGACAUAACUCAAUGACUUUGCCAGAUAAUAAUAACAUGAACCCAUCAUAUGAUUUCCAUAAUGGCAGUAAAAUUGAUUCUGAAAAAGAAAAUCUUAAUCAACCAAUGAUGAUUGAUAAUACAUUUAAAAAACAAAGGAAGCGUUGUUGUUGUUGUUCAGGAGUACAUUGUGUAAUUAUUACAUUUGUUAUUUUGAUUUUGUUGGCUGUGGCAUUAUAUUUUGUAUGGCCUCGUAUACCAAUUGUCAAAAUAUUGGAUGCAAUCCCAGUUGGUACACCAUCAAUCUCUCAAAAUCCUCCAUUGAUUGAUAUGGAUUUUGUUAUGCGAACUCAAAUUGAUAAUAAAGAAAAUUGGAUUCCAUUCAGAUUUAACAGAAUAGAUGUACAAGUCUUUGAUUCUACUACUAUAUCAUCAUUUAAUAAACCAAUUGCUACUGGAAAUAUUACAAAUUAUACACUUCCACCAAAACAAGUUAGCGAAGUUGGAUUCCCAUUAAAUGUAAAUUAUGUAGCAAAUGAUGCAAGUGAUCCUGUGCUUCAAGAUUUUCUUUCUGCUUGUACUAAGCAACCUGGUAUACAACAAACUACACUAAAUCUUCGCGUUGAUGUCAAAUUAUUUGUAUGGGGAAUUGAUUGGGUAUUUAAACCAGCAGUAUCUGUUCCAGUCAAUGGUCUAAAAUGUCCUUAUCCACAAUAA
Messenger RNA from Entrophospora sp. SA101, 1137 nucleotides. The record is from the annotation of a GenBank genome assembly. NCBI's taxonomy places the organism in Eukaryota, Fungi, Glomeromycota, Glomeromycetes, Entrophosporales, Entrophosporaceae.